AUGGAUGUGGUGAGGGAAUGCUACGUACUGGUGGGCCAAUUUGGCCGGCGUGUGCUCUGUUGGGUGCAUCUUAUCGAUGAGGCCGAUCUGAAGGCGGAUUCGGCAGAGGACAACUUGCCACACGUGCACGAUUUCAACGAUGAUGAGGACGAAGAGAACGUCUGCGCCAUUUGUACAGAGCCGCUGGCGGAGGGCGGAGACGUUCUACGAUUGCCUUGCAACGACAAGCAUGUGUUCCAUCUGGCGUGCAUGCGACAGUGGGCGGUCGUGAACCUGUCGUGCCCUCUCGACCGCAAGCCGAUCCCGCCCGAGGCUCUGGUCAAGCUGAGCCUCUUCAACAACGUCCGAUUACACACGUCGAUCUUCCUGGAGGAGAUGUUGUCGGGCGCCUCGCAGUACCUGGUGUGGAACCACCUGAUCAAGGAUUUUCCAGUAAACCUCCUUAGCUUGGCCAUAAGCAAGUGCAGCAGUACCUGGGUUGAACGAAUCGACCAGAGCCUCUACACACCACUUCCUCAAGGGGAUGGGACGCCCCUACCAGGGUGGUCUCGGAUGCCCGUGCUGAAGGCGGGCCAAGUCGCCUUCCAUGUCCUCUUGUGGACGGCCUACUCGUCCAUUGGCUACACCUCGCUGGUCCUGCACUACUUGCUGCGACAGACCUGCGAGACUCAGGGCCACAGAUUGUGCACCAAAGCCAUCCAGCUGGGCAACGUGGGUUACGACUACGCCGGGACAAAGCAGCUCCUGUCCAAGACCAAACUGACCCGCAUCGUCAAGGGGGUCGGUUUUCUGUUGGGCCUGGUCAUCGUGGGCCGCGAAGUGCGCCGCGGCUCGCAACAGCUGGCCACCACCCUGCUCGCCUGCGUCAACGAGACCAUCCCUCUCUCCACCGUCUGA
Acanthamoeba castellanii str. Neff is the source of this 897-nucleotide messenger RNA. Its product is annotated as zinc finger, C3HC4 type (RING finger) domain containing protein. Bases 1 to 897 code for a protein of 298 amino acids. Gene Ontology annotation, molecular function: ubiquitin protein ligase activity. The transcript has 8 exons. Lineage: Eukaryota; Discosea; Longamoebia; Acanthamoebidae. Gene Ontology annotation, biological process: protein ubiquitination. The record is from RefSeq and is a predicted model, not a curated record.